Molecule: messenger RNA, 671 nt
Organism: Amyelois transitella
Lineage: Eukaryota; Metazoa; Arthropoda; Insecta; Lepidoptera; Pyralidae
Product: NADH dehydrogenase [ubiquinone] 1 alpha subcomplex assembly factor 2
Exons: 4
Coding region: 134-589 (151 amino acids)
Biological process (GO): mitochondrial respiratory chain complex I assembly
Cellular component (GO): membrane
Source: RefSeq, a predicted model, not a curated record
CCUGUUGUCACUAUCAACUUCUAACAAAAUGACAAGUGACAAUCCAAACCAAAGUCAACCAAAUGAAAUAUGUCAACAAGAAGGAUAAAUAUUUAUAAAUUAUAUUAUUAAUUUUUUUGUUCUGGUAAAAAAGAUGGCCAAUGGACCAACAAGAGGUGUCUGGCGAAUAGUGUUACAAAAUUUCAUUAAUUCUUUUAGACCACGGCAAAUACAAGGGAAUAAUGUGGGUAAAGACUAUAUUGGAAAUGUAUAUUUUGAGAUUCCAGCCGAUGCCAGUAGGGGCAAAAGGAAGCCCACACGUUGGUACGACCCACCAAAGGGACUGGACUUUCAGGAUCCUAUACCAGCUGAAUGGGAAGCUUGGUUAAGGAUGAGAAGGCCUGAACCACCCACUGAAGAAGAAAUAGCAAAAAACAUAGCUGUAGCUAAGUUAAAGAAGAUUAAUGCAGCUAAAAUAGAAGAAAAGAGGUUGACAGAAGGAGGAUCACUCCCAGCUCCACCUCUGAGGGGCGCAGAGUCAUUCCCCAAAUACGAGGAGUACCAUACUGGACAUCCAGAUGACCACCCCAAACAUAAAUCGGAUAUGUGAAUAGAUUUAGCACAACUUUAGCCAGUUUGUAAAUAUGUUGUUUUAGUUUUUAUUAAAGAAAUUAAAUUAUUUUUACGUUAAA